CUUACCAAUUCUUCCUCUGACGCUUUUGAAUUUGAAUUUCUUUCAAAUCUUCAACGGUCAAUAUUCAAAUUCUGUCACCCCCCUAACAAACUCUCUCUCUCUCUCUCCAAUCUAAUUUGAAUGCUUCUCUUGAAUUCUUCUUCGCUGCUCUGCUUUGAAAUGUACUUGUUGUCCCAGCUGUAACGUUCGCAUUUAAAUUCAUCGGCCACACAACACGAACCAAUUCCACCAACUUCAGAUUAUUGAAUCGCACAACUGUUUCCUUCCAUUCUCCUCUCUGAUUUCUUCUCUUCUUCCAAUCUUCAAAAAUGGUGUUAGGAUGGGGAAGAAGAAGCAACAAGACCAGAAAGCCCAAACUGGAUCUUGUUAUUCCAAACCAUUUCAUCUGUCCUGUUUCUCUUGAUUUGAUUAAAGACCCCGUCACGUUAUCAACUGGAAUUACCUAUGAUCGUGAAAGCAUCGAACGCUGGUUCGAGCAAGGGAAUUUCACGUGCCCUGUCACCAAUCAGAUUCUCUCCAGCUUUGAUCUCGUUCCUAAUCACUCGCUUAGGGUUAUGAUUCAGGAUUGGUGCGUUGAGAAUCGACGAUUUGGGAUCGAGAGAAUUCCGACUCCCAGAAUACCUGUUACUCCAAUCCAAGUCGAAGAGAUUCUUUUUCAACUCGUGGCCUCGGCGUCGCGUUUGGAUCGUUAUGGUUUUCUGCAAGGCGUAGAUAGAAUCAAGGAAUGGGGUUCCGAGAGCGAGAGAAACAGGAGGUGUAUUGUGGACAAUGGUACUCCUAGUGUAUUGGCCUCUGCAUUUCGUGAAUUUGCGAAUGAUUCUAUUGAGGAAAAUGUAAGUGUGCUAGAGGAGAUUUUGAAUGCCCUAAAUUGGAUGCUUCCACUUCAACUCGAAGCCCAGAAAAUUUUGCAAUCUUCAGAUGCCUUGCGUUGCUUGGUUUGGUUCUUCGGACACCAAGAUCUUUCCGGAAAACAGAACGCCAUUGUUGCUUUGAGACAGAUCCUUUCCUCUGGUGAUAAACACACUUUUGAGACUAUGGCAGAAAUUGAAGGGACCAUUGAGCCAUUGGUGGAGUUCAUUAACAAAAGAAUUAACCCAACAAUCACAAAAGCUUCACUAGGGAUUGUUUAUUACUUGGUUUCAUCUUCUUACCCAUCAAGUGAGAAGGUGAAGCUUGAAUUUAUUGAGCUGGGUUUGAUCUCUUCACUUCUAGAGAUCCUAAUUGACGCAGACAAGAGCCUAUCUGAGAAGGCUUUAGGUGUUUUUGACUCACUCUGUGACUGUCAAAAAGGAAGAGAAAAGGCCUUCAGUAAUGCUCUUACAGUUCCUGUACUGGUGAAGAAGAUUUUGAGGAUUUCAGCUUUGGCAACAAAUUACUGUGUGUCUGCUAUGUGGAAGUUGUGCAGAUAUGGAUCUAAAGACGAUGAUGAAGAUGAAGUAGAAGAAGCUCUGAUUGAAGCACUUCAAGUUGGUGCAUUUCAGAAGCUGUUGGUGGUGUUGCAGGUUGGUUGUGGUGAUGAGACAAAGGAGAAAGCAACAGAGCUUCUGAAAUUGUUCAAUCCUUAUAGGGCUGGUUUGGAAUGCAUAGACUCAGAUUUCAAGAACCUGAAGAGAUCAUUUUGAAAUUCAAUUUCUUUUUAGAUUUUGAUGAAGAUAGAUUUACGUCCAGAGAGUUAGGAAAAGAUAGGGCUAGUGUCAUAUAUAGGUUUGAAAAGAAUCCAUGAAUAGAGGUUCUAGAGUAUAUAGGAGAUUCAUGUUGUACAGUUAAAUAAAAUUAAGAUUAUAGUUACAUGCAAUAGUUUGUGUUCUUUGUGAUUUUAUGCAGCACUGCUUGAAAAGUAGAAUUUUCAAGAGGUUUGAAGAAAAUGUUGAAAGAAUUGAAGCUUAUGGUACAUUGAUGUGUGUUUUUGUUUUGAACAUCAGGAUUAAGAUAUUCAAACAAUGUAAGAGCUAUUUGUUUUGCCAAAACAUAAUUUA
Messenger RNA from Prosopis cineraria, 1976 nucleotides. RefSeq names its product U-box domain-containing protein 21-like. The transcript has a single exon. Gene Ontology annotation, molecular function: ubiquitin protein ligase activity. The record is from RefSeq and is a predicted model, not a curated record. Gene Ontology annotation, biological process: protein ubiquitination. The coding region runs from base 309 to 1622 and encodes 437 amino acids. Lineage: Eukaryota; Viridiplantae; Streptophyta; Magnoliopsida; Fabales; Fabaceae.